This is a messenger RNA of Bombus terrestris (buff-tailed bumblebee), 3775 nucleotides long. RefSeq lists its product as uncharacterized. The transcript is spliced from 4 exons. Bases 204 to 3743 code for a protein of 1179 amino acids. The record is from RefSeq and is a predicted model, not a curated record. Gene Ontology annotation, biological process: apoptotic process involved in development; phosphatidylserine exposure on apoptotic cell surface; engulfment of apoptotic cell. Gene Ontology annotation, cellular component: plasma membrane. NCBI's taxonomy places the organism in Eukaryota, Metazoa, Arthropoda, Insecta, Hymenoptera, Apidae.
AUUUUCCUUCGAUGAAUCAAGCUAACUCUGCAUAUUCAAUUCUGUUUUUCGAAGGAAUAACUUGAUAACAUACUUGAAAAGAUACUUAAUAACUUAAAAUAUACCGUACUUAAUGACAUAAAGAAUUUUAAGCAAAGAAAAAGUGGAAAGUAUGUGGCUGAUUUCGGAACGCGUUUCAUUUGUUGUGUAAAAUUAAAUCAAGAAUGGCCGGGAAGAUGGCGGCGGCAGAGUUAAAACAUGAUAAUGUUUCGUGCUAUGAAACUGUGAAAAAAAAUGUAUCGAUAAUAACAUUACACAGGGAAAUAGAAUGUUAUCAAUUUAGAUUGUUAGACUUAUUUUACUACUUAACUUCUGUCAGUUUUUUUUUCAUCGAUAUAGCAACAGAUAGUAUUGCAUUUAUGGAAUACUUUUUACAAGGGGAGUUUGUUUGGGGAUGCUUUGCUUUGAGCUUUACAAUUUUACCUGCAGGUGUUAUUCAAAUAUUUAGUCUGAGAUGGUAUCACAGCGAUGGUUCCAUUAAGAACAUACAUUGGUUAUUACAUUUUUUAUUCUUGGGAGUAUUACACAGGUAUUUAAUUUUACUUUACUCCACAAUAUAUUCAUUAAGGAACAAACGAUUUGUGAAGGAUAAAAAUUGGGUAUAUAGACAGGAAAGUGAUAUAUGUAUGUUGCAUUUAUUUGAGUCAUUUAUGGGGGCUGCUCCACAAUUAAUAUUGCAACUGUAUAUCAUGGCAGUAUUACGUUAUACACCAUUAUGGACAAGUUUAUCCGCUGUAGUCUCCUUUUGUUCAUUGAGCUGGGCUAUAAGUACAUAUACAAAAGCUAUGCACAAAAUAAAUCCUGAUCAUAAUGAAGCAACAUGGAUAGUACUGACUCUUCAAGGUCUUUGGCGAGCUGGAAUGCUGAUAUCCCGAAUAGCUGUUUUGGUUUUAACAGUAAUUUGUUUAAAAGAGUGGUCUUUAUUGUUUCUUGGUAAGUAUGAGAGCGAACUAUUAAGAUUGCUCAAAAUAAACUCAUGUCUUUCACAUAGUUCGUGUUCCACUCUGAAUGUUACAGGAUUCCACUGGCUUUUUAUGACCAUUUGGGUACUUCUCCAAAACACAGACUUUUGCCCAACUGUAUGGGAAGAGCGUAUUUAUAAUUGUAUUAUAGGAUUUAUUUAUUGCUUCGAUUUUUUUAAUUUACGCGUAGGCAAAUCUCGGUAUAGAGUAUUCGUAUUUUACUCUGUCAUUGUAAUAGAAAACAUAAUCUUUUUAAUCGUGUUUGUAUUAUGUUUUAAAGAUGCGAUAAAAGCUGAAGAAAUAGCGAUAAUGACAGGUUUAAUAAUUGGAGGAAUGAUUAUCGGCUUGACGAGCAUGUUGUUUUACUAUGGAAAAUUUCACCCAUCAAAAAUCGGAGGUAUAUCUAAAGCUACCGAUGAAAGCUCUAAUACCGUAACCAACAAAGCUGUCACCCCUAGAUCUUUCAAACAGUAUUAUCCCAAUUCAUUCGCGUCGUCCUCCUGUUCUAUUGAUCAUUCUCCAAGGGCUACUUCCGAGGAAAUCACCACGGAUAAACAGUAUUUAUUAACUAAUAUCGUACAAAAUUCGGAAUGUACAGAAAAUGGUAUUAUUAAUCAAAUCUGUCAAAUUGAAAGCGAACCAGUAACAACUGCUAUUUGCCUUAUUUCGGAGUGCGAGUCGGCGCACAACAUUUCGAAAGACGAAAAUAUGUCGUCGAGCGGCUUACAAAAAAAUACAUUUUCCGUAACUGGUGACAAUACCUGCGAAUAUCUUGAAAUUCAAAACGAUUGUAACGAUUCCAAUGAGAAAGAUAUUCAUCGCCAGAAACGCAGAGGUAUUUGUUUGCCAACGACCCAUGGAUUAGAUAUAGACAAAGAUGUUUCAUCAAAAGAUCCAAAUUCUUGUCUUCCAUUGCAAAAAAGGCGAGGUAUCUGUUUCUCAAAUCAGCUUAUCCUUGAAAUGGAGAACGAUGUCCAGGAAAAGGUUGUGACCAAUAGAAAUUUGGUACCGGACGUAAGUACGAAACGCGACAAAUUAGAAGAAUGUUCUCGUGGUAAUAUUUGCGAGGAUAUUAACAGUAUUACAUUGUUAAGAGAGAGAUUGGAAACUCCAACGAUUUUUAACGAUACUUGUGAGAAAAUUGCAACAGAGGAAACAGAAAAAUUGACGAAGGAGUUGCAGCAGAGGGAUGAAACGAUGAGUUGUGUUACCUCGAUCCACGACUAUGAGAAUGUUUGUCCUCUUGGUGUGGCUAGACCACCGUGGUGCAUUCGUAGUUGGAAAGGAUAUACGGAUAUAGAAACUUACAUCCAUGACGAUAGCGUUGUCAGAGACAGAAGAAGAGAUACUUUAACAAGUACAACUACUGGCACUACUUACAGUUCUGAGUUUUCCGACACGACUUGCGCGAGUUCGGUAUUAAGAGGAAUUCUGAAGCAAGACGAUUAUCUCGACACGCUUACAUAUGAUUUGAUAGAUUCUCGAGAGUUAAAAACGACAUACAAUGAGGAUAUGUCUACGAAAAGAAUUUCUGACAUUGACGAACAAAACCCCACUUUGUAUAUCGCGAAGCCGGUGGUAAUAGAUGAUAAAGGUGGAAUGUUCGCAUUGGAUACCAUCCUGGAGGAACAUGAUGAAAUUACCACGAAAGAAAAAUUUGAAUAUACCCAACCCGGUCCUGAUUCGGUUAGUACGUUAGUUAGUACGAUAGAUCAAAUCAGGAAAUAUACUGCGGAAAAUUCUCCUAGGCAUGUCUAUCAUACCACGGGUAGUCAAUGGGAAGACUUUGAUCCGAAAAAUUUGAUAAAGAAGGCGCAGCUGACGAAAGCGUUGUUUAAAAAUGACUCCGCUACGUGUAACAGAAAUUAUAUUAAUUGCUUGGAUGAAUCAGAAUCGAUUGUUCGAGGUAAACGCGAAAUAGAUACUAUCAAAGAUUUAGUUAAAUACUGUACGAUAGAAUCGAUUAAGAAGACGCCUUUGAUAGAUGCUAUACUUUCCGAUUCACCUAUUUUAGGAAAUAAAGCGAAGCUGCAAAAACAAGCUUCUAUCGCACGUCAAAAGGAUGAAUCUGAUUCAAAAGAGAACGAUUUAUACGUUGAAAUGAGUCCAUUGGUACCUGUUGAAAAUGUUAAGGUUGUACAUAAUAAUUUAUCCGAGACAGUAUCUUCUAAUAUCAUGAAUAUGAAUUCUACGGAUGUUACGCGGGCAGCCACUAUGCCAAAUAUUUGCAUGCAAUCGGCAAAGUCGAAUUCCAAUAAUAAUGAAGAAAAAUUAGAACCAUCUGACGAUAAACGUAAAAAACCGAUUAAUUAUCCGAAAAGAAAAUUUUCUUUGUUAAAAGAAAAAUUUGAAUCCAAGUCGCAAUUAGUUUACGUUGUUACACCGAAUAAUGCUAUUAAAAUUGGACAAUCCGCUGCCUCUUCGGAAUUAGAUGCAUCGAAAAAAAAUGUCUCGGUAAUUUUAAAAAAGUCAUCCGAUUGUACAAGGUACGACAAAGAAAAUUUAGCUCCUAUCGCAUCGUUUAAAGUAAGUCACGAAAAGAACACUUCGAACGAUAGGUGUCAUUCAAAUCGAGAUAAUAUCGACCUUAUUUACGAAAACGAUAAGUCUUUGUGCGGUAGCGAUUUAAAUUUGAAAGAAAGAAGACAUAUAUUUUUGGAGCAAGUUUUAUCGCCGCCGAAAUUAUUAACAUGGAAUAAAAGAAAGUCUUUCAGUGGAUCUACUGUGAAAAAACCUGCAUAAGAUUAGUUACAUAGAAUAAAUAAUAUUUUUAA